Messenger RNA from Chenopodium quinoa (quinoa), 1753 nucleotides. Its product is annotated as cytochrome P450 83B1-like. Gene Ontology annotation, molecular function: oxidoreductase activity, acting on paired donors, with incorporation or reduction of molecular oxygen; monooxygenase activity; heme binding. The coding region runs from base 185 to 1675 and encodes 496 amino acids. The record is from RefSeq and is a predicted model, not a curated record. Lineage: Eukaryota; Viridiplantae; Streptophyta; Magnoliopsida; Caryophyllales; Amaranthaceae. The transcript is spliced from 3 exons.
CCACUCACUUUUCAUGUAACGCAACUCGUAAAAAAAAUAUUGUGAUAUGGAGAUUGCAGAAGAGAAAAUUUUAUACUCAAUAUCGAUCAUAAACUUCAGUCUAUUGUCUAUAUAUAAUUAGUAUGGUGUUACAACAGCUAACACAAAUAUACGCAUAUGAAACUAACCCCACAACAAUAAAGUCAUGUUGAUAAUUAUAUAUUUUCUAGCAAUUUUAUCCCUAGUAGUACUUUUCCUUCUUCCAAAUCGCAAAAAAAAUGAGCCAUUUCAUCCUCCCCCGGGGCCUAAAGGGAUCCCCUUCAUCGGAAACUUACUCCAAUUCGACACCUCGAAACCACACGUCUACUUUGCCGAGCUAGCCAAGACCUACGGCCCGAUCUUGAGCUUACGAUUUGGACGUGUACCUGUUGUUGUGGUGCAAUCAGCCAAGUUAGCAAGGGAGGUCUUACACACACAAGACCUUAACUUUUGUAGUAGACCGUCUAUGGUUGGAAUUCAAAAGCUAAGUUAUAAUGGAUUAGACAUUGCUUUUGCCCCUUAUAGUGAGUAUCAAAUAAAAAUUAAAAAGAUUAGUAUAGUUCAUCUUCUUAGCUCUAAAAGAGUUGAAUCUUUUGCUCCAAUUCGUCAAGAAGAAGUAUCGAGGAUGAUCGAAAAAAUUUCAUCCCUCUCCGAAGCUUCAGAAAUCGUAAAUUUGACAGAUUUGUUAGCGAACUUCGCAAGGUUGAACGUAUGCAGGACUGCAUUUGGCAAGAGGUACGAGGAUGAUAAAAGGUCAAGUAGCAGAUUUCACAAGCUAAUAAGAGAAGCAGAAGCCAUGUUUACCACCUUCUUCUUUAGUGAUUAUUUUCCUUCUAUUAUUGGGUGGCUUGAUAAGCUAACCGGAAAGUUCUCUAGACUUGAGAAGACAUUUAAGGAUUUAGAUGCAUUCUUUGAAGAAAUCAUUAAUGAUCAUCUUGACCCAAACAAGCCUAAAACCGAGCGAGAAGAUAUCGUUGAUGUUCUACUCCAACUCAUGAAUGAACGCUCAUUUGAGCUCACGUUAGACCACAUCAAAGCAGUGUUAAUGGUCAUAUUAAUAGCAGGAACGGAUACAAGUGCAGCCAUGGUAAUUUGGGCAAUGACAGAGCUAAUGAAGAGCCCUAUUUCUAUGAAAAAAGUACAAGAAGAGCUCCGUAAUGUCAUGCAACACAAAGGAUGCAUCAACAAUAAUGACCUCAUACGACUUGAAUACUUCAAGGCAGUGGUGAAAGAAACAUUUAGGCUACAACCAGCAACACCAUUGCUAAUUGUACAUGAAACAAUCCGAAAAAGCACCAUUGAAGGAUAUGAUAUAUUACCUAAAACUUUAGUAUAUGUGAAUGCAUGGGCUAUUGGAAGAGAUCCCGAAAUUUGGUCAAACCCGGAAAAAUUCAUGCCAGAAAGGUUUUUGGGUAGUUCAAUAGAGUUCAAAGGAUGUGACUUUGAACUAAUCCCAUUUGGUGCAGGAAGAAGAAUAUGCCCUGGAAUUCAUCUUGGUAUAGCUAACAUGGAAUUAGCACUUGCAAAUUUGUUGUGCUAUUUUGAUUGGGAAUUGCCUAGUGGUUUUAAGAAGGAAGACAUCGACAAUGAUACAUUCCCAGGCAUCACCAUGCAUAAGAAAAAUCCAUUAUGCCUUUUGGCAAAAUUUUUUUUAUAAAAUUUAAAUACAAGUUAUCAUGAAAAUUAAAUUCUACUAAAUAUAUAAGAAAUAAUGUAAUCAUGUGGGAUUUUGUUA